UUACAGGCCAGACAGCGUAUCCAAGAGGAGAAUCUGCAUCGAUUGGAACGUAUCUAUGCAAACGAACAAAUGAGGCCCAUCGCGAAAAACCAAUCACCGACACAACAACAACAACCUCGUCCACCUCCGGGUAGACCAAUCAUCAGUGCUAAGAAUACCCCCACCUAUGGACGGGAUCGAGUAAAUGGUGCUGAUCACGAUUUCCAAAGUGCGAAACCACAGCGAGUUCUGUGUGUCUCGACACAGCUCGAUCACGUGCCACACAAUCUGACUGUGUUUCGAUCUCCGGACGAGCCUGGCAGAGCACAAAUUGUACCAGGUUGUCCAACGCUCACAUAUCUGGAUUGGGUGGAGGAUUCCGAACCGAUGUUUGCUGAACAGCGACCAACCACGGAAGAGCGGAUGAACUCUCGGAAGGCACCGUCAGAUAUGAGGAUGACACUGAUCAACUAUCACUGGCACUUUAAUAUAAACGCAUUCCGGGCUCGUGAGAAGAUCAGCGGACCGGACACCGUCAAGCAAAGGGACUUCUCCAAUCUCAAAGAUAAACAUCCGAAAGCAAAAUAUGUACAAUCACGAUAA
Molecule: messenger RNA, 582 nt
Organism: Echinostoma caproni
Lineage: Eukaryota; Metazoa; Platyhelminthes; Trematoda; Plagiorchiida; Echinostomatidae
Source: the annotation of a GenBank genome assembly